This is a messenger RNA of Paracoccidioides brasiliensis Pb18, 1089 nucleotides long. RefSeq lists its product as uncharacterized. The transcript has 2 exons. The record is from RefSeq and is a predicted model, not a curated record. The coding region runs from base 1 to 1089 and encodes 362 amino acids.
AUGCUCAAACAACGUUUUGAGCACGACAACUCAGAUCUACGGGUGGAGGAACGCUGUCAGGUACAGUCAUCCUCGGUGUUUCGUUGGAUGUUGAAUGUUCCUAUCCCGGAAAUCAUUCUCCGUCCGAAUACAGCACUACCCUUUUUGAGCACCGAGAAGCUCUCUGCACCGGUCCUAGACCAAUUCGACUUCAGACUACCUUCUUGUGAGCUGGAACUCGACAUGUCGCAACAGGAUUUAAUGAAACGUGAUUCUGUCGCUUCCUCUUCACACACAAAGCUGAGCAUAUCGGAUCCUUUGUACCGUGUAGCAGUUCAACGGAAUGGCAUUACCUUGGAUUUAACUGGGAGAGCAAUAGCAGAAGAACCAGAUAUUAAGGAGCUGCUAAAUACAUAUGUUCUCAAGCCGCGAGAAGGAUCUCCGCCCCUGUCGGAUGAAGAAACGAACGAGGUGGUGAUGGUAGCAGGAGAUCUUAUGAACUAUGGUGAAGGAAAAUUAAUGAACAUCAUACACACCAGAGCGUUCCCUGUGAGGCGUCUUGGCGUCAUUGAAGGGGCCAACCUUCUGUGGACAACGGAGCCCUUACCAAUGAACCCCGAAUAUCUAUACCAUCUCGCUGCACCAAAACCUGACCGGCAUUGUGGCUAUGCUCAUGAAAGCGAGAUUUGCUGGAAGGACGAGGAGAUGAAUGUGAUCUGCCACCGGACGGCGCAGCCUUACACACAACCAACUAGAGAGAAUAUACUUCCGUUUCUGGCUCUUGAAUUCAAGGCAGAAGCUACUGGAGGCACGCUAUAUUGCUUUCCCCUCCAGGAACCGGCGACUACGGAUGCUGUCGCUUUCGUCGGAGCUGUCUCGUCACGAAUGGCCGUGUUUUAUAUUGUCUGGUACUCUAAUAUCAAAGCGCGCUAUAUCAUGUCAAAGAUCAAGGCAAUUUCGCUAAUGGAGGCCUUAGAUAUUCAACCGUGUAGGGAUCUUGUAAAUAACAUUAUGGAUUAUGGAAUGGGACAACGGCUGCGUCGCAUUCGAGAGGCGCUUGCCAAACUGCAUCCCAUCCCCCCGCACUGGGACGAAAUCUCUCCCAGCUAG